This is a messenger RNA of Mytilinidion resinicola, 1575 nucleotides long. RefSeq lists its product as uncharacterized. Lineage: Eukaryota; Fungi; Ascomycota; Dothideomycetes; Mytilinidiales; Mytilinidiaceae. The transcript has 3 exons. The record is from RefSeq and is a predicted model, not a curated record. The coding region runs from base 1 to 1356 and encodes 451 amino acids.
AUGGUGAAAACCCUUGAACCAACUACCACCGGACUAGUAGCCCAGCCUGCUACCGAAACCUUCGUUACCAUCUUACCACCGCCGCCUCCACCACCACAUCACAAGGGCGGGUUAUCUCCAACAACGGAACAUCUGUUGAUUGCCGCUGGGUCAAUUGGUGCGACUAUUAUUGUCAUCUUACUCUUCUUCGCCUUCUACAUUAUGAAGAAGCGAGGUCUCACGUCUAGUGACGUUUUCGCGAAAGUGAAGUACCGAAGACGAUCCAAACCAAAAGAGCCUCAAACUGCAGUCCGGAAUUGGACAACACCAGCCUAUGCUUGGGGUCGCACUGAGCCAUUUGACCAGGGCUCAAUGAAGGCUCUGCCAAUCACGCCUCGUCCAAUCAUCAGACGGGCUGGUUCAAACUCUUCCCAGAAUCCCUUCUCGGAUACGCAAAGCUUGGACCGCCACCCCGUUAUGACUAGGCAAACCGGCAUAAACCGCAAUAGGAGCCAAGAGCGAAGUUUCCUCCUCGACUCUUCGCCCCGUCCAUCUCGCUCUAACUCGCAUAACCGCGACAUCAGCGAGACACCCUCAUCUCCUAUUCUCCCCUUCCAGACGCAGCGGCAAAGUGCAUCAACCCACAACACCCGUUCCCUCUCCAAUAUCUCCUCCGAACUCCAGUACCCCGAACCUGCCGCCAUGCCGGCCCCACUGAACGUCCAACCCGCCCCAUCCUUCCGGCAAUUCCUCUUCAAUCGCAGCUACUCCAAUCCAGGCCCUAAGCCAGGCACAGCGCUCGUGCAACCGCAAAUGAUCUCCCGCUUCAGCUGGACUAACAGUCAAGCUCCGCAGACGCCCGCGCCGCCGCAGACUCCCGCGCCGCCGCAGACUCCCGCGCCGCCGCAGACUCCCGCCUCGGCGGCAAGAUCUUCAGCUAUGCCCACACCCACCGGGAGAGUGCCACCUCGCGACAGCGUCGCAACGUUCCGCUCCUCUGUCCCCCGCUUCCGCACUAUCGAUUCGUGGGUCGACCAGCAGGCAUCGCGCGUCGAGGAGCAGCGGCUGCGCGACCAGAUCCGCACCCAAGGCUCCGCUUACGUGGACACCGACGAUGAGGCCGCACAAAUCCCUGAGGUCCCGUUGCUGCCAAAGAAUGUGGCUAAUCUGCGAGCCAGUGUGGGCGUAGGCGGUGGCGUUGGUGGGAAUCGGGGAACGAUGACGAAGCAUCAGCGCCACGAUACCAGCACUACGCUGACGAGCGUGACCACCGCGACGGUGUUUCGGCAGCAUCCUGGGGAGGAGGUGCGGAUGAGCACGCGGAGUCUGGUGCCGAGUGAGAUUCUGAAUGGGAAGAUGAGGACGAGUGUGUUGUAGUGCGUGUGAAAAGCGCCCUAAGCACCUAGAGGACUGCAUGGAGGCUGUGCUGGGAGAGACACUUGGGUCCUAUCAAAACUUUAAGAAGACUACUGAGUAGCUGCUUUGUUGAAAAAUGCAUGCUUGUGGGGUUUGGACGGGCGGGUUGGUAAUUUCAUGAGCGCUGAAUUGUAUUCUACGGACUGUAUAGUACUAGGACAUGAAUCUGCGUACACCUUC